UGUUCUCCGGGGAAUGGCGUAGCAUAGGAAGAAAUAUGGCAUUCCCACUGCACAUUGCAUCCAGGCUGGGACAGGUCGACGAAGUUAAAAGAUUACUCCAGUGUGGCGAAGAGGUCAAUGAAAGAGAUUUGGAUGGAAACACACCCAUAUAUAAAGCAACAGAUUACAACCACGUGGAAGUAGUAAAGUGUCUUCUGGACGCGGACGCAGAUACAUCUCUCCCAAACUCAGAUGGGAACACUCCUUUAUAUAAAGCGUCAUGGAAAAACCACGUGUCAAUUGUACAGGUUCUUAUCAAGGCAAAGGCCAAUGUCAAUUCACAAAAUAAGUCUGGCGACACGCCAUUACAUACGGCAUCACUUAACUUUGGGGUGGAUGUAGUGAAGUGCCUUCUAUCGGCCGGAGCAGACCCGAACAUAAAGAACAAGUAUGGUAAUACACCUUUAUAUACAGCGUCGGGGAAUAACCAUGCGACAAUGAUGAAAUAUCUUGUACGUGCUGGCGCCGACAUUAAUCAUCAAAAUAAGAAAGGAAAUACAGCACUGUAUACCGCGGCAGGAUUCAAUUGUGUUGACACCCUAAAGUACCUCAUCCAAACUGGCGCUGAUUUAAAUAUUCAAAAUGAGAAUGGUAACACGGCAUUAUACAUGGCAGCAUGGAACAAUAACACAGAGGUGAUCAGAUGUCUGGUUCUGGCUGGUUGCCUUAUAAAUGUACGAAAUAAGGAUGGGUACACCGCUGUUAAUGCGGCAUGUCAUCAGAAAUACAGUGAAUCGGUGAGGUGCUUGCUUAGGGCAGGUGCAGACAUAUCACUGAAGGAUAAGGAGGGCAAACCAAUAAUAAUGGAGAUGAUCGAAUAUUUUGGCUUGUAUGAGACGCUAAUGUUGCUAUCGGAAUCUACAUACAUGAAUGAUCCUCAAAGAACAUCAAAUCUGAAUCUAUGUAUCUGUGAAAAACCAGAUGGAACGACAGAAACACUGAAUCUCUUAGAAGACGAUGUUAAUAGGCGUUUUCCAUUACCCAUUGAGGAUGGUUGUCACGUAUCUGUAGUUAUACAUGGAAUAGAGCAUGUUCCAAAACAGGUCAACACAUUUCUGGAAAAUCACACUAUUCACACGUUGAUCAUUAGUAAAAGUGACAUCACUGACAUGGACACAGUACGAGUGUCACAUGCCUUGGGCAUUUCCCGUGCUUUAUCAUUCGACCCAACAGCAAUUAUGUCAUGGCUGUUGCCGACAGUAAAAACUAUUUCUUGCAUCGGUGUAGAUAUACCAGUACCAUGGUAUCUAAAUUUCCCUGGAUCACUACAUAGUUUAAAUAUCCGAAAUUGUUCUCUUAGGGCAAAAGCGCAUGAUUCAAAAUUAUCUUCUGGGAGCAAGAAUACGUCAGAUUCACUGACACCUGAAAAGUAUAUUCAUGUCUGUUGUGAGGGUCUUGUAAUGCUGUGUUUGCGUAACAAUGGUCUUGUAAAACUACAGGAGGAUCUCGGACUAAUUUCAGGCUUGUCUGAAAUUGAUGUCCGUGAUAACUGUAUCCAAAGAAUUCCCCCGUCCAUUAGUUGCGCAACCAAUUGCACUGAUAUCAAGAUUCAGGGCAAUCCGGUAGCAAAUAUUCCAUGUGAUAUAAUAGGGGAAGGUAGAGUUUCCAUAAUGUCAUAUUUAAAGGAAUUUCUGUCCAAGUCUAGAGUGAUAAAUGAUUCAGUGAAGAUGGUUAUUGCUGGUCAUGAAGGUGCUGGUAAAACCUCACUCCUUAGUGCACUGAACGACCACUCAUCUCCUGUGGAUAAAACCGAUGGCAUUGAUAUUUCAGAAAUUCACCUGCGAGACAGCGGGAACAAACUUAUUGUGUUUGACUUUGCAGGUGAUGUUGAUUUCUUGGAAUCGCAUUCAUUGUUUCUCACAGAUGAUACAAUAUAUGUUGUUGUCUUUGAUCUCAGUAAAUUUGCUUUAGGCGAAGUGUCACGUUCUAACAUAUGUAUGCACCAGUUGGGAAGGGUGGUGUUGUGGUUGCGAACAAUCAACACUUCUGCACCUAAUUCACGUGUUAUACUUGUAGGAACACAUGCCGACGCCCCUAUGCUGGCAACAACAGUGUUGAAUCAUAUUUGGCAACAGUUUGCUGAUAUUUUCAACAAGGCGCAUGUAUCUCACCGCCAAAGCCAUCGCAUGAAUAUCUUAACAGAUUGCAUCAUGUGCAGUUAUACUCAUAAUCCCCAGCGGCAGAGCUCUUUCAAUGGAUUGGCAGGAUAUGUGGAAUGUGAAGCCCGUGGUGAAACUGUCCCUCAACAAGAAAAAGAUGAUGCAUCUUCAAAUGGGGAUAAUCUUUUCUGCUUUCCACAUAUAGUGGGAUAUUAUGAAGUCAGUAGCACUAUGGCUUUCCCUGCCAAGGUAUUAACCCGUAAAAACAGAAGUAUCAUUCAGUUGAAAGCUGCAAUUGAGAGAGUGGCUUCUGAAAUGCUAAGUGUGCAGUCCGAAAUCCCCCAGACAUGGCACACAUUGCAAAAUACACUUAAAGCACGACAAAUGAUUAACCCAUCACGACCAAUACUAACAUAUUCAGAAUAUCAAACAAUUGCAUUUGGUAUUGGCAUCAGAACAGCAGAGUCUUUGCACCAUGUUACUAGCUUCCUAGGUAGCAGAGGUUGUAUUGUUUACAUCAAACCAUCACAUCAGAAAGAAGCUAAAAGUAUUGUUAUUCUGGAUCCACAAUGGCUAGCGAAUAUACUCAGGAUGCUGAUUUCUUUCAGUUCCACGUUUAUAGACGACUUUGGUGUUCUUAAUGUUGAGGACCUUCAUAAUGCAUGGGGUCACAUCGACAAACAACACCACCAUCCAUUACUGUCUCUACUGACAGCAAGCAGGAUCUGCUUUCCGUUUGACAGCAUAACCCGUGAGUGUGGGAUGAAUUUUACAAAGUUAAUCUUUCCUUGUAAAUUGCCAAUAGGUGAGCCAUGCUUGGAUGAUUGGCAUGCAUAUCCCUAUCCUGGUGAUUGCCAACUCAGUUAUUUAUACCAAUUUGACUUCUUACCGCCCGUCUUUUUCUGUGACACCAUAGUCGGGGUAAAUAAGGCAAUUAGCUUCAUAGAUGAUCCAAUCUUGUACCGAAACAAUAUGGUGUUUCGAACGGAGGGAGUCAGGUUGAGUUGCAACAGGUGUUUUGGCCAACGGUCAGGAAAUUCGUUGCAUGGUAUCCGUCUUCAGCUUUUGUACCAGAGCAGCAGCAUACUUCUCACAGUGAGAGGUAAAAAUGCAUGCUGCGUCAUACUUAGUAUUGAUGCAAUAAUAAGGGAAAUAUCUUCCCGGCCAUCUUACAGCGGUGUCAUCAUGAAGUCAUCACCGGCAUGUCCACUGUGUGUGGUGAAACGUCACGAUCCACCAGGACGCAUUCAAUCUACAGAGUCAAAUGUAGCAUACGUUUGUUCUCUUUACAAGGGUCAUAUGUUUGAUAGUUGGGAUGAGUUGAUUCACUGCCAUGGCAUUCAGCGUCACGAUAUUAGCACGCUCUUAACCCUCAAAGACGACUUUGAAUACCCACGAUUGUUUCUUAUUCUUCCUAUAAACACGGGUGGUAUGUCAACCACGGAAAUCAUUAAGAAUAGCGCGUUCUCUCAUUUCCAGGAUGGUUAUGCUGUUCAUUUGCUCUGUGAAUUUGCAGGCAGUCCACAUUUUAUUAAUUCACUUGGGUACAGAAUCUAUAACGUAAAAGAAUUUGUCAAAGUUUAUGGCCCUCACAUAUGCAAAGUGUUGAUCCUACUACAGAAAGUAGUUGGGCUCAGCACAUCCGUUGCUCCGAUUGAUUGCGUCCCUGUUGGUAAGACUGUUUUGACGUCAUCCACAAUGACACUCGGUAGAGCCAAAAAUCUUCUUACAAACUACCUACAUGAUUUUGAAGCAGAAUGUCCCGAAAUAUCCAAGACGGUGAAACGACCUUUCGAGGAGAAUAUAAACGAAGUGCUGAGGUGCAAGCAUACAACCAAACGUAAAGAAUUUGUUCGAUUCCUGGGUAAAGUUGACGAGAACCGCCGGUUUGGAGAUCUGUUCCCAAUUUUGCAAGGAGAAAGUGUUCAUUGGCUAUGUGAGGAACAUGCAAAUAUAUCAAAAUGA
Messenger RNA from Saccoglossus kowalevskii, 4103 nucleotides. RefSeq lists its product as uncharacterized. The record is from RefSeq and is a predicted model, not a curated record. NCBI's taxonomy places the organism in Eukaryota, Metazoa, Hemichordata, Enteropneusta, Harrimaniidae. Gene Ontology annotation, molecular function: protein binding.